Molecule: messenger RNA, 982 nt
Organism: Zingiber officinale
Lineage: Eukaryota; Viridiplantae; Streptophyta; Magnoliopsida; Zingiberales; Zingiberaceae
Product: thioredoxin-like protein CXXS1
Exons: 3
Coding region: 448-834 (128 amino acids)
Source: RefSeq, a predicted model, not a curated record
ACAGUUGUGCCCUGUUUAUGAUGCUUAUCUUCAACCAAAAUAAAAUAAUAAAACUGCAACAAUAAUAACAAUACAUUUUUAUAUAUAAAAAAAAAACGCCAGUUGGUUCCAGUUGUUUCUUAAUAAUUUAAAACCUGCAAAACCAAUUUCAACCAUUUGAUUUCCAUCCGAAUUAUAAGAGAAAAAACUCAAUUACCAGCCCCAUCAAUUCCCAAUUAGCCUACGAUUCUCAAACCGCCAUGCCAGAUUUCCCAAACAAAAAACAAGAAGAUCCUGUGAAACAAACAAAACAGAACAAAACUUUCACAGCCAUCAUCAUGGAUAUGAACAAGAUUAGAUAUUUUGUUAGGCCACCUGUCCUCCAUCUCCACUUUCCUCUCUCUAUAAAUUCCCACCCAGCUCUGGUCAAGAAAAUCAGCUCAUGAGCUUGUGUGUGGGUCAUCAGUCAUGGAAGGCCAGCAGCAGAAUUCCAGGUCUAGAGUUGUGAAGGUGAACUCAGAGCAGUCGUGGAACACCUUCAUCAGCCAAGCCAAGGACCAAGGCUGCCCUGUUUUCAUCCACUUCGGCGCUUCAUGGUGUGUUCCAUCCCUCGCCAUGAACGCGUUCUUCGAGGAGCUGUCCAUAGCUUAUCCGGACAUCCUCUUCCUCUCGGUGGACGUUGAUGAAGCCAAGGAGGUGGCUUCUAAGAUGGGGGUGAAGGCAAUGCCAACCUUCGUUCUGAUGGGAGAUGAUGGCGCAGUGAUAGACAAGGCUGUCGGGGCCAAUCCGGAAGAGAUCAAGAAAAGGGUGGAUGGCUUUGUCCAAUCAUUCCGCAGCUCAAAAAUUCUCGAGUGAAACCAAAAAAUAAUAAUAAUAAAAAAACAGCUUGAUAAUAAGCCUUGUUUCUUAUAUUAUGUGCAUGAUAUGUUUGGCUGAGGCCUGAGUGAUGCUGUAAUUAUAAUCUGUAAUGUUGAAGGAGCUGGGCAUGGAAUCUUACUCUCUA